Molecule: messenger RNA, 1091 nt
Organism: Melanaphis sacchari
Lineage: Eukaryota; Metazoa; Arthropoda; Insecta; Hemiptera; Aphididae
Gene: CycC
Product: cyclin-C
Exons: 5
Coding region: 216-1019 (267 amino acids)
Biological process (GO): positive regulation of transcription by RNA polymerase II
Cellular component (GO): nucleus; mediator complex
Molecular function (GO): cyclin-dependent protein serine/threonine kinase regulator activity
Source: RefSeq, a predicted model, not a curated record
AUGUCAUUUACGAACGACAGCUGCAUAAUAGGCAAUAGCGUCCCCUUAGUUGUUACCGAAUUUGGGUAAUCGUUAAACCGUUGUUAUCAAAAGAAAAAACAACAAGACAAUGUUUCAUUGGCCAAUGGUGUUAUCAUCGUGUCGCUCGUUACGUGUUUGGUAAAAAACUAUAGUGAAAAGCGAUAGCGACAAAGGGACACUAAAUUUUAUUGAAAAUGGCUGGGAAUUUUUGGCAAAGUUCGCAUUAUCAACAAUGGAUAUUGGACAAACAAGAUCUAGUCAGAGAGCGUCAAUUAGAUUUACAAAUUUUAAGUGAAGAGGAAUAUCAAAAAAUAGGAAUUUUCUUUUCUAAUUUUAUUCAAAUUUUAGGUGAACAACUAAAACUUAAACAGCAAGUAAUAGCUACGGCAACUGUUUAUUUUAAAAGGUUUUAUGCCAGAAAUUCUCUCAAAUGUAUUGAUCCUUUGUUAUUAUCUCCAACUUGUGUUUUCUUAGCAUCAAAAGUUGAAGAAUUUGGUGUAAUAUCAAAUAGCCGUUUAAUAACUACUUGUCAGACAGUUUUGAAAAAUAAAUUGAAUUAUGCAUAUACCCAAGAAUUUCCUUAUCGUACUAAUCAUAUAUUAGAAUGUGAAUUUUAUUUAUUGGAAAAUUUGGAUUGUUGUUUGAUUGUAUUUCAACCUUAUCGUCCGUUGCUUCAAUUGGUUCAAGAUAUUGGGCAACAUGAAGAUCAAUUAUUGGCAUUAGCGUGGAGAGUAGUGAAUGAUAGUCUAAGAACUGAUUUGUCAUUAUUAUAUCCACCAUAUCAAAUAGCUAUAGGAUGUUUACAAAUUGCAUGUGUUAUUAUGCAAAAAGAUCUCAAAUCAUGGUUUGCAGAACUCAAUGUGGACAUAGACAAAAUACAAGAAAUAUCCAGAUAUAUAAUCAACCUAUUUGAAUUAUGGAAAUCUUAUGAUGAGAAAAAAGAUAUUCAAGGCCUACUAAAUAAAAUGCCUAAACCUAAAUUACAGCCCACCCGAUAAUAGUUUAUUUUUAUUAACAAUUUUUUUUUACUUUUUAUACACUAAAACUAAUUAAUAUUUCUUAUUUCAAAA